AACUUGCAAAGAUACCCAACUUCAAAAGCUGUCCGUCAGGAUACUUACCGGGGACUGGGAACAUCACAAAAAGGACCCAGACAUUGCACCGUUCUAAAGUGUGCAGAAUGAGUUGUAUGCAGUGGAUGGCCUACUCUUCCGAAUGAAUCAGAUCAUUAUCCCCAGAAGCCUACAGAGACAAGUCAUCAAGGCUGCACACCACCUUGGACAUCUGGGAACGACCAAAACAAAGCAAAUUGGUUUCCAACCAUGAACAGUAUGAUUGAACAGAUCAUUGGCCAGUGUUAUGAAUGUCAGGUUACCACAAAGCAACACAGGCAGGAACCCAUCAAAGUUACAGACAUACCCAAGAAGCCGUGGGAUGUCAUAGCUGUAGACUUCAGUGGACCCUACCCUGAUGGCCAUUAUAAUCUAGUAGCCAUAGACAAGAGAGCAAGAUAUCCUGAAGUCGCGAAGACCCACUCAACAGCUUUUCAGCCAACCAAGGAAAAGCUCAAAACAAUGCUUGUCACUCAUGGCACCCCAAGACUGCUGGAAAGUGACAACUGACCACCGUUUAAUUCCAGAGAGUUUGCAGACUUCGCUAAAACAGAGGGAUUUCAUCAUCAUCGAGUCACCCUAAAACAUGCACGUGCUAAUGGCGAGGCGGAAAGCUUCAUGAAACUGCUUAAAAAGACAGAGCAGAUCGCCCACCUUAAAGGCGGAAAUAGCAGCAUAGCUAUUCAAGAAAUGCUGACAGGCUACCGCUCAACACCACACCCUGCCACCGGAGUAGCACCCUAUGAAGCCCUCAUGAACAGACAAGUGCGAGCCAAGUUAGACCAUCAAAUGAGAGAGAGCAGCGAGAAUGCUUGUGACACAACCAUCAAUGAGAGGGACGAGAGAUACAAAGAGAAGCUCAAACAGAACGCUGAGAACAGAAACACCGAGGCACACAACUUCAUUGUAGGAGAUCAUGUAUUGCUGAAGCAAAAGAAGAGGAACAAAUGGUCCACAGUAUAUGAACCAGCUUUCUACACCGUAACCCGAACCGACGGAUCAAGCAUUGCAGCACGUAGGAUCACAGAUGGACGGGAAGUAUAUCGAGACCCAAGCCAAUUCAAGAUUGCUAACGCUUUGAUCCAGGUCAAUACCAGUGAAGGGAGAGACGACCGGGAAGAAGAACCAAACUCAGAGGAUCGGAGAGAGAAAAUCCUGCUGAAUGCCAACCCUCAGUCAGUCCAAGAGGAGAUUAUCACCAAUGCAGAGGAAGUGGUCGAAACUAGCAGCAGUGACAAAAUGGAACAGAACAAACCAUCAGAGUUCCCAGCAGCUGUAACCAGACCAAGGCGUGACUGGAGGCGACCAGACUAUCUAAAAGACUACGUUACUUAGACUGUACUAAGCUUAUGCUUAGCGGACAUAGACAUUUAUAUGCCCUGAAACAUUUUCCUGUUUCAAGCUUAGAACAUUGGACAUUUAGGACAUCGUUUUCUAGUUGCGUUUUCAUUUAAGGGAAAGACUGUCUCUGGAAAAAGGCAGAAACGUAAUAUCCAGUCCACCAUUCCGACAAUUUCAGUAUAGUUCAGCUUUUCACAUGCGCAUACAUCGCUUUAUAGUGCCACGUUGUCAAAUGUAGUCGGCCAAGUGUUUUGUUAUUAAACGGCAUUUAUCUAGAGAAAGACUCG
This is a messenger RNA of Orbicella faveolata, 1667 nucleotides long. RefSeq lists its product as uncharacterized. The record is from RefSeq and is a predicted model, not a curated record. Lineage: Eukaryota; Metazoa; Cnidaria; Anthozoa; Scleractinia; Merulinidae.